AUGGGGUGCAACAGUUCUGUAGCUGAGCAAAGCUCAGAGAAAGCCAUUAGAGCUGCUGUCCUCAUCCAGAACUGGUACCGCAUCACCAUGGCCCGGCUAGAGAUGAGGCGCCGCUAUUCUCUGAGUAUCUUCCAGUCGAUCGAAUAUGCUGAUGAGCAAGAUCAACUACAGCUAUCCAACUUCUUUACAUUCAUGCUGGAUCACUGUACUCAUCCUAAUUCAGUCCAAGAUACCCCAGAUCAGGCCUCUGAAGGCCACCAGGGCAGGAGCCAUUUAAGAGAAUUUGAAAAGAAGGUUGAUGUUCCAGAUUCUUAUUACGGACCACGACUCUCAUUCCCCCUUACUAUUAAAGAUGUUGAUGCUCUUCUUCAUGCUUUCAGGAAUGAACAGCUGCUUCAUGCCCACUAUGUACUGCAGCUACUGUAUGAAACUAGGAAGGUUCUCAAGGAGUUGCCAAAUAUCACCCGUCUUUCAACUUCCUACUCCAAGGACAUAACUGUCUGUGGAGAUUUGCAUGGAAACCUGGAUGAUCUUUUGCUGAUAUUCUAUAAAAAUGGUCUGCCUUCAGAACAAAACCGUUAUGUCUUUAACGGUGACUUUGUUGACAGAGGGAAAAAUUCUAUGGAAAUACUUAUAAUCCUGUUUGCAUUUCUUCUCAUCUACCCCAAUGAUUUACACUUAAAUAGAGGAAACCAUGAAGACUACGUCAUGAACAUGAGAUAUGGCUUCACAAAAGAAAUUUCAAGGAAGUACAAGGACCACUGGAAAGAGAUUAUGUUUCUUCUGCGAGACAUCUUUAGCUGGCUUCCCCUUGCCACUAUAAUUGACAGCAAAGUUCUUAUCCUACACGGAGGGAUUUCAGACACAACAGAUUUGGAUUUCCUGAAUGCACUUAAGAGAAAUAAGUGGAAGACAUUGAUGAGGCCUCCGAAGUCAGUGGGGGACAAACAGGACCAAGUGAAGGAGACAAUUCCCAAAACCACACCUGGUAAAGACAUUGCCAACCAGAAGAAUGUUGUAGGAGAAAAACGACGUACUUCUUUACCGGGCUCCACUGAGCCUUCAGGCUCAGAUUUAUCUCCAGACUUCGACAUGAAGGAAUGGAAACAAAUCCUUGACAUUCUCUGGAGUGAUCCAAGAAGCCAAAAUGGCUGUACACCAAACAAGUGUCGAGGAGGAGGUUGUUACUUUGGCCCUGAUGUCACUGCCAAGCUGUUCAAAAGGUAUAAUCUGAAGCUGCUCAUCAGAUCUCAUGAAUUUAAGCCGGAAGGUUAUGAGAUCAGUCACAAUGGGAAGGUUAUCACUAUAUUUUCUGCCUCCAACUAUUACGAAGAAGGGAGCAACCGGGGAGCCUACAUCAAACUGAAUCCUGAACUGAACCCUCGGUUUGUACAGUAUCGAGUCAGCAGGUGCACACGCAGGCAGAACCUUCAGGAGAGGGUGGGUACAAUUGAAUCAUCUGCCUUAAAGUGCUUAAAAGAGAAGAUUUAUGCUCACAAGGCUGAACUGACAAGUGCUUUUGAACAGUAUGACCUCAGGGGCACAGGCAGCAUUUCUGUCAAUGACUGGGCUGCAGCGAUGGAGUCUGUCCUACACCUGGAGCUGCCCUGGAGGAUGCUGCAGCCUCAGCUAGCAGAGAUGAACCCAGGUGGAAAAGUUGACUUCAUGUCAUGUUUCCACGAUUUGAAUAUAGAUCAACCCAUAAAAGAGGUUCAGCCAGCUUUGAUGGAAACACUGUGGAGAUACAGAAAGGAUCUGGAGAUCAUCUUUAACAUAAUUGACAAAGAUCACUCAGGUCUCAUUUCUCUUCAAGAGUUCAGCCAGACGUGGAGACUCUUUGCUUCUCACCUGGGCAUCGAUGUAGAUGAUGAAUCCCUUGACAAGUUAGUCCUCAGCAUAGACCAUAACAAAGAUGGCCACAUUGACUUCAAUGAAUUUUUAGAGGCCUUUCGUGUGGUUCAUAGACUAGACAAAAAGGCAAAGUCCUGA
Molecule: messenger RNA, 1989 nt
Organism: Chaetura pelagica (chimney swift)
Lineage: Eukaryota; Metazoa; Chordata; Aves; Apodiformes; Apodidae
Gene: PPEF1
Product: protein phosphatase, EF-hand calcium binding domain 1
Exons: 17
Coding region: 1-1989 (662 amino acids)
Biological process (GO): detection of stimulus involved in sensory perception
Cellular component (GO): cytosol; nucleus
Molecular function (GO): manganese ion binding; protein serine/threonine phosphatase activity; iron ion binding
Source: RefSeq, a predicted model, not a curated record